AUGGACGCCGGGUCGUGGCGUGCACAAAUCUCGACGGCACUGGACAUAAUCAACGCAAUGACCAACUUGAACCCCAGCGCCCCGAAGUGCCGCGACAUCAUCUACCGGCUGUGCGGGGACAGUCUAUACCCGUACGGAUCGUCAGCGACACCGACACCUACGCACUUCCAAGCACAAGGACAAGCAUCAGCACAAGGACCAGCAUCAGCAUCAGCAUCAGCACAAGGACCAGCAUCAGCACAAGCACAAGCACAAGCACAAGCACAAGCACAAGCACAAGCACAAGCACUAUCUGGGUCGCAACAACAAAUCGACCUUCUGGUCCAACCGCCUCUGCAGCCAGAGCUAGCAGGAGCGACGUCGUCAACAUCAACAGAUGAGUGGUCAACCAUGUUUCCCAUGGCGGGGUUCGCGAACCCGUCAUUUUCCUACUCGGCGCCCAAUCCAGGAAACACAGCGGGAGUGGGAGCGGGAGCAGGAGCAGGAGCAGGAGCAGGAGCGGGAGUGGGAGCAGACGCAGCCACGGCCGCAGAUGCAGAUGCCGGCAUGCUGGAUCCGUGGAUGACCGAGGUCGACACCGCGAUCGACAACUACGACGUCUACUGCGACCGGCUUAGCAACGCGGCCGUGGCCAUGGCGGGGAUACGCAUGGACCCAGACACACAGUUCGUCAGUGGUGGCGUAAACGUGGAGGAUGGCGGCACUGCCGCAACACCGUUCAACAUGGACGGUACGGAUAUCGGGAUCGGGACGGGGACUGGGACUGGGACCGGGACGGGGGUGCAAGAUUGGGAUUGGGGGUUGAUGCUGUAA
This is a messenger RNA of Capronia epimyces CBS 606.96, 813 nucleotides long. RefSeq lists its product as uncharacterized. The coding region runs from base 1 to 813 and encodes 270 amino acids. The transcript has a single exon. Lineage: Eukaryota; Fungi; Ascomycota; Eurotiomycetes; Chaetothyriales; Herpotrichiellaceae. The record is from RefSeq and is a predicted model, not a curated record.